This is a messenger RNA of Penicillium antarcticum, 2460 nucleotides long. Its product is annotated as putative PHD transcription factor. The transcript has 3 exons. The record is from RefSeq and is a predicted model, not a curated record. Lineage: Eukaryota; Fungi; Ascomycota; Eurotiomycetes; Eurotiales; Aspergillaceae. Gene Ontology annotation, cellular component: Set1C/COMPASS complex. The coding region runs from base 1 to 2460 and encodes 819 amino acids. Gene Ontology annotation, biological process: positive regulation of DNA-templated transcription.
AUGGCGGAUAUGAAGGCAGCCGGCGCAAACCAUAUGAACGGGUCCGCGACGCCCACGCAAACGCCAAAUCCCUACGAAACAAGACCUAAUCGCAUCCCCAAUGACGACCCAUUUCUCGCUCAAAGUGCGCAAUACGGCCGCUAUGCGCCGAGCGAUACUGAUUUCAUUCCUCGCUUCAUGCAGUGGUAUCAGCCCGACCCGGAGGUGAACGCGUUUUGGGAGGGCGUUGCGCAGAAAUAUUGUACCCCGGACCAUUCGCUUCACAUUUCGGGACCGAGGGAGGCAUUCGCUGCUGGUAGUAUAAUCAUUUGGGUUGACCGCCAGCUAGCAGAUGGUGAUAUGUCGGAGAGAUACACUUGCGCCAAUGAUAAUGAGUUAUCUGCGGCGCGCAAGGCUGAGGAUGCGCUACGAGGAAUCGGUGUUUCAGUGCCUGUGACAUAUUUUUGCGGGAAGAUCGAGGAGAGGAAUGUCACAAUUGAGUCUCGAAUUCCGGGAGUUUCGCUGGACGUUGCAUGGAGAUAUCUUGACACAAAUCAGAUUGAUGUCCUAAAGAAUCAGUGUCGUCAGAUUUUACAGGUCCUCAGUACCAUUGACUCGCCCUCCAACGAACCCUCCUACGUAUCGUCCGCACUCAACUCCCAGACACCGCCCUCCAUCGAACCUCGCGAGCGAGAUAUCCUGUUCACAGAAAAAGGCAAGGACGAGGAACUGUGCCUAACACACAAUGACUUGAUUCGAAGCAACAUUAUCGUCCGAGAUGAUCGAAUCGUGGGAAUUGCUGGUUGGCGACAAUGCGGGUAUUUUGGCAUCAUCAGAUCUCACAAGGUCCACCGCCUCUUCAGAGAUGUAUCUCAUAACAGCAGCGGCAGCUCCGAAAAGGCAGACACCUGGGCUGACCUCUACGAUGGAGCUUAUGACCCCGCCAAAAGUGCUCCGCUAGUCGCAAAUCAAGAUACAGCUCUGCCUUCCGUGAAAACUGAACCAACAAGCUCUACUUUGGACAGAUUCCCCGACAACGAUGACUUCGAUACCAAGUCGGUCGGUCUUGAUGGCCCAGAUGACUGGCCUACAUCGAAGAAAGUCUCUGAUUUGAAGCAUGGGCUGACGUCGAGGGCAUCCUCGUCCGACCGAUCAUCGCCAGCAAACUCGGUGAAGCUAUCAAACAAAAAGCCCGCAGGCAGCGCUGCGAAGAAAGGAACUGCCAAGAAGCCUGCGCCAAAAAAGCGGAAGGUGGCCGACCCAGACGCAGACAGCGUCGAUGGGCGCCGUUCCAAUACACCAGUCUCUCGGACCAGCAAGACUCCUGGAAAGAAACAAGGGUCCGUUUCGAUAGCAGGCUCGCCAGCACCUGAAGAGAAGAAAAGGUCUAGAAAGAAGGGACCCAAGGCAGCCGCCGAAGAUGAUGAUGAAGACUUUGACGAAAAUGCAGUCUUUUGUGUUUGCCGCCGACCUGAUAAUCAUACUUGGAUGAUUGGAUGCGACGGCGAUUGUGACGAUUGGUACCAUGGAAAAUGUGUCAACAUGCACCCUCGGGAUGCUGAACUGAUCGAUCGGUACAUCUGCCCGAGGUGUGCAAGUGAGGGCAAGGGAUACACGACAUGGAAACCAAUGUGCCGUUUAGUCGAAUGCCGCAAACCCGCGCGCGUCACGCGAAACAACCCGAGCAAAUACUGCUCUGAUGACCAUGGCCGAGAGUUCAUGCGCCAGCAGACCCAACAGCUCAAGACCAAGGCCGGUCAGACAAAGGGCCGCUUCGAAGACCUGGGUAGCAUGGGUGGUAUUCUCACAGCCGGCGACCUGAAAGCCGCCAUCAUGGGCGUAUCAUCCACACAAGAAUUCCGGACUCUCGGAGACCGAAUCUCAAAGAGCGGCAAAUGGUUAAGCGUCGAUGUCUAUGCCGAAGGCACAGAAUAUUCACCCGACGAAAUCGCCAAGAUCGAAAAACUCCGCAAACAACACGAAGAACUAAUCCACCGCAAAGAAAUGCUCACUGCACGCUCAACAUUCGUAUCCCUCCUCCGCCCCCGAGCAAAAGGCAUCGUGGAAAGAUUAAAACAGCACGAACCAAAGGGCGGAUGGAAAGAUAUCUGCGGUUUCGACUCGAGACUUUCCUGGUCCGACCAGGAAUUCGACGAAUGGCGACUCUCGAAAUCUGGACAGAGGGCUCUGGCAGAGGGUACAGUCGAAGCCUUGGCUGCAGGCUAUCGUUCUACCACUGAUGCAGACGGCGAUACAGCCAUGGACAGCGAAGCAGACCCCAGCAUUACAGCCUUGACGCAAGGCGUCUGCACCAAGAAGCGGUGCGAGAGACAUAAGCAAUGGAUAAAGGUUCAGCAGCAGGAUAUUCUUUUCGAAGAGGAGACUGCAGCGCAGGAUCUUGCCAAGUGCGAGGAAGAGGCGAAAUCUGUCGUUGAGAGGGGUGUUAUGCGAAAAUGGGCUGAGAAGGAUAACACACUCUGA